Messenger RNA from Peromyscus californicus insignis, 453 nucleotides. It is a transcript of the gene Nxt2, whose product is annotated as nuclear transport factor 2 like export factor 2. Bases 16 to 444 code for a protein of 142 amino acids. Gene Ontology annotation, biological process: protein import into nucleus. The record is from RefSeq and is a predicted model, not a curated record. The transcript has 4 exons. Lineage: Eukaryota; Metazoa; Chordata; Mammalia; Rodentia; Cricetidae. Gene Ontology annotation, cellular component: nuclear pore central transport channel.
GUUUCAAGCUCCCCCAUGGCCAUGGCUGUGGAUUUUAAAACGUAUGUGGAUCAGGCAUGCAGAGCUGCUGAGGAAUUUGUCAAUAUUUACUAUGAGACAAUGGACAAAAGAAGACAUGCAAUUGUCAGGCUGUAUUUGGACAAGGCCACUCUAAUCUGGAAUGGAAAUGUUGUUACAGGGCUGGAAGCCCUUACUAAUUUUUUUGAGAUGUUGCCUUCCAGUGAGUUCCAGAUCAAUAUGUUGGACUGCCAACCAGUUCAUGAGCAAGCUACCCAGUCCCAGACUACAGUUCUCGUUGUGACCAGUGGAGCUGUGAAGUUUGAUGGGAACAAACAACACUUCUUCAACCAGAACUUCCUGCUGACUGCACAUAGCACUCCUAACAGCACUGUGUGGAAGAUCGCAAGUGACUGCUUCCGCUUUCAGGAUUGGGCUAGUACUUAAAGGAGCAGA